AUGGCCGCGGUUCGGGGCCUGGCGCUGCGGGCGCGGCUCCUGCGGCCCCCCCCGGGCUCGGGCAGCGGCGGCGCCGCGGCCCCCCUGUCCUCGUCCUCCUCCUCGCGCCCCCCGCCCCGCUCCCGCUGGGGGCCAUGGGGGGGCCGCGCGGCGCUGGCGGCUCUGGGGGCGCUGGCGGCGGGGGGGGGGACCCUGGCGCUGGGCUCGGCGCUGGCUGCGGGGGAGCUGGAGCUGCACCCCCCAACCUUCCCCUGGAGCCACAGCGGGGCCCUGGCCGCGCUCGACCACGCCAGCCUGCGCCGCGGCUUCCAGGUGUACCGGCAGGUGUGCUCCGCGUGCCACAGCCUCGAGUACGUCGCCUUCCGCAACCUCAUCGGCGUCUCCCACACCGAGGCCGAGGCCAAGGCGCUGGCGGAGGAGGUGCAGGUCCUGGACGGCCCCGAUGAGAACGGGGAAAUGUUCCUGCGGCCCGGCAAGAUCUCCGACUACUUCCCCAAGCCGUACCCCAACGCCGAGGCCGCGCGCGCCGCCAACAACGGGGCGCUGCCCCCCGACCUCAGCUACAUCGUCAACGCCCGGCACGGCGGUGAGGACUACGUGUUCUCGCUGCUGACCGGGUACUGCGAGCCGCCGGCGGGGGUGACGGUGCGCGAGGGGCUGCACUACAACCCCUACUUCCCGGGGCAGGCCAUCGGCAUGGCCCCCCCCAUCUACAGCGAGGUCCUCGAGUACGACGAUGGCACCCCGGCCACCAUGUCACAGAUUGCCAAGGACAUCUGCACCUUCCUGCGCUGGGCAGCGGAGCCGGAGCACGACCACCGCAAACGGAUGGGCCUGAAGAUGCUGAUGAUCUCGGGGCUCCUCAUCUCCCUCCUUUACUACUUGAAGCGCCACAAGUGGUCGGUGCUGAAGAGCCGGAAGAUGGUUUAUCGGCCCCCCAAGUAGGGGGCAUGGGGGGUGUCCUCCCCCUUGCGGUUCCCCCGUCACCCCCGGGUGCAGCAAUAAAGCCUGGGUUGAUCG
Pezoporus flaviventris is the source of this 1020-nucleotide messenger RNA. RefSeq names its product cytochrome c1, heme protein, mitochondrial. Gene Ontology annotation, biological process: mitochondrial electron transport, ubiquinol to cytochrome c. The transcript is spliced from 7 exons. NCBI's taxonomy places the organism in Eukaryota, Metazoa, Chordata, Aves, Psittaciformes, Psittacidae. The record is from RefSeq and is a predicted model, not a curated record. The coding region runs from base 1 to 945 and encodes 314 amino acids. Gene Ontology annotation, molecular function: electron transfer activity; heme binding.